GUUGGCAUGUUGAGACUCUAGCAGUCACCUUGCCUCGGCUGCUCCUGCUGCUGCUGUACCGGGAAAGAGCGAACAAACCGUCCGGACCAGAACCACACAGGAAGGCAGGUGGGAGCGGGACUCUGGGGCCACCGACCGAACCGGGUCGACAUGGCGCAGACAAAACCGAAGACCUCUCCGAAGGCCAUCAAGUUCCUGUUCGGAGGUCUGGCCGGCAUGGGUGCGACCGUGUUCGUCCAGCCGUUGGACCUGGUGAAGAACCGGAUGCAGCUGAGCGGUCAGGGGACCAAGGCCCGCGAGUACAAGACUAGCUUCCACGCUCUGUUCUCCAUCCUGAAGAACGAAGGAGUUGGAGGCAUCUACACCGGCCUCUCUGCAGGUCUGCUGCGUCAGGCCACCUACACCACCACCCGACUGGGGAUCUACACCAUCCUGUUUGAGAAGAUGACAGGAGCUGAUGGACGGCCACCAAACUUCUUCCUGAAGGCUCUGAUCGGGAUGACGGCCGGCGCCACCGGAGCGUUUGUGGGAACCCCAGCGGAGGUGGCUCUGAUCCGGAUGACGGCUGAUGGACGACUUCCUGCUGACCAGAGGAGAGGCUACACCAACGUGUUCAACGCUCUGGCCCGGAUCACCAGAGAGGAGGGGCUCACCACGCUGUGGAGGGGGUGUGUGCCCACCAUGGCCCGGGCGGUGGUGGUGAACGCAGCUCAGCUGGCCUCGUACUCUCAGUCCAAACAGGCUCUGCUGGACUCAGGGUAUUUUGGAGACGACAUUCUGUGUCACUUCUGCGCCAGUAUGAUCAGCGGCCUGGUUACCACGGCAGCAUCGAUGCCCGUCGACAUCGUGAAGACCAGGAUCCAGAACAUGAGGAUGAUCGAUGGGAAACCCGAGUAUAAGAACGGCUUGGACGUGUUGAUGCGGGUCAUCGGGAAGGAGGGCUUCUUCUCCCUGUGGAAGGGCUUCACGCCGUACUACGCCCGCCUCGGACCCCACACCGUCCUCACCUUCAUCUUCCUGGAGCAGAUGAACCGCCUCUAUAAGACCUACGUCCUGGACCGCUAACACACACACACACACACACACACAUUGAGGAGGACCGCAGCAUCGGAUCGUCUGAAGGAGAUGAAGGAACAGGUCCAUGUUCUGCUGCUUUAAAAUAAAACAUCUGAAAUGAGAAACUCGAUGAGAUCAUUGUUGAAGCUUGGACUCACACACACUCACUCACACACACACAUAAAUAGUUUGAGUUCUCUGUAAAAUAAAUACGGUUCUGAUCCAAUCACUGACAUCUGCAGCUAUUAAAGCGUCUUAUUGUACAACUGUAACCCCCAUCCUGACAUCACCUGGUUACCAUGGUUACAGGGUCAGAAAUAAACAGUUUGUAGCCUCA
Girardinichthys multiradiatus is the source of this 1393-nucleotide messenger RNA. RefSeq names its product solute carrier family 25 member 11 (gene slc25a11). Gene Ontology annotation, molecular function: antiporter activity; sulfate transmembrane transporter activity; succinate transmembrane transporter activity. Bases 151 to 1065 code for a protein of 304 amino acids. Gene Ontology annotation, cellular component: mitochondrial membrane. The transcript is spliced from 9 exons. The record is from RefSeq and is a predicted model, not a curated record. Lineage: Eukaryota; Metazoa; Chordata; Actinopteri; Cyprinodontiformes; Goodeidae. Gene Ontology annotation, biological process: mitochondrial transport; succinate transmembrane transport; malate transmembrane transport.